GGCCGCCUAGUGGCGGAGGCUGCCUACCAGCCAGCUUGAGACGGUGGAUGGAGGAGCGAGACUUUUCCAGGUAGGGGGUUCGAGAGGGGCAGGCGCUGUUUCCCUUUCGGAUUGGGCCCGGCGUGUGGGACGGUGUUCAGGACUUGGAGGCUUGUGAAAAAUCUGAUGUAAAUAUUCAAUUAAAGAAGUGAAACACAACUGUAAAAAUGGCAGGCUUCCUGGACAAUUUCAGAUGGCCUGAAUGUGAGUGUAUUGAUUGGAGUGAAAGAAGAAAUACAGUUGCUUCUGUGGUAGCUGGCAUUCUGUUUUUUACAGGUUGGUGGAUAAUGAUAGAUGCAGCCGUAGUUUAUCCCAAGCCAGAAGAUAUGAACCACGCAUUCCAUACUUGUGGGGUGUUUUCCACAUUAGCUUUUUUUAUGAUAAAUGCUGUAUCAAAUGCUCAGGUGAGAGGCGAUAGUUACAGUGAUGGAUGUUUAGGAAGAACAGGUGCUCGUGUUUGGCUCUUCAUUGGCUUUAUGUUGAUGUUUGGCUCACUUAUUGCUUCCAUGUGGAUCCUCUUUGGAGCCUACGUUACCCGAGGUGUUACUGUCUAUCCAGGAUUAGCAGUGUUUUUCCAAAAUGCAUUGAUAUUUUUUAGUACUUUAAUCUACAAAUUUGGAAGAACAGAGGAAUUGUGGGGCUAAAACAUUCUCCCUGCUGCUUUAUGAGUCCUGUAUGUACAUAUAACUUCCAUUUUGGCCGUUUUAAAUUUUGCCAAAGUCAUAGAUGUCACAAGAUGCAUUUUGUAUGUUCUUUUUUGAAAAGUCAAUUAAGAUUUAAAUAUUUUGUUCACAAAUUGCUGUAUUUAGCUACCUUUUAAUAGAAAUGAUUUGUGAAUAUGUACAUACCUGUAUAUACAUAUAUAUAUGUAUAAAUAUAUAAAAUUGAAUGUUUACCUUCCAUUGCAGUUGGCAAACUUCUCUGCUAUGACAAAUGGAGACUGUGUUAGGGUUAAUUAGCUCAACAAUCUAUCCUGCUUGCACCAGUAAGCUGUAGUAACUUCUCUCACAUAUUAAUCAGCUGAGAGAUAAGACUUUGGAAUAAGUGGGGUUUAAGAAUGUUAUUUAGAACAUAAAAUUCAGCCAGUUACCUUAAGGUAACCAUUGUUUGUAAUGCAUGACAUACAAGUUGAUCCAUUGUUUGUAAUGCAUGACAUACAAGAUGAUCCAGUUUCAUAUGCUUUUUGAAGCAAUUGAUAACAUCUGAAAAUUCCAUCUAGUGCUGAUUUUUCAAGUUCAGGGUUAUAUUAUACUAUUGCCAAAAAGUCUACUGAACACGGCAUGAAAUGUGUAUGAAAGCUUUUUUAACAAACAGUUUCUUUAAAAAUGAGUCUAUAUGACAGGCUAGUGUACAUACAGGCACAAAUGUUUAAGUGUGAAGUAGUAAAGGGAUAUCCCUCUGUCUAACAUAUCUGAGUAGAAUGUAGGCAUGAAAGGUUAAUCACAAAAACCUCAUCACUCUCUCUUAGAAGCCUACACCCCUCCUCCACACGUGACAGUACUGUGAACAGUCUUCAGUGACAACAUCCCAAGGAAGAAAGAGCGCAGAUUCCAAACAAUAAGGUCUCUUCAGUAUUGGCUGUAUUUAUGAAAUAUGCAAAGGAGAUCUUUUUGUGCAAAUCACAGGAUCUCUACUCUGGAUGUUGCAAGGAUGUAGUAUAUAUGGAUAAAUUUUAGGAUACGCUAGAUUUAAAACAAAAGAAAUUAUUUUUAAAUAAUCUCUUGCUGCAAGAUUGUCAUUCAUGUCAGUUACAGUGAUAUAAAUAUGUAUAAUACACUGUCAUAAGCCGGGACAGCUGUAAUUUGUGGCCACCCCAAACUUGAAUAACUUGGCUUGAUUUGUAUAACUUAAUGGCACAUUGUUCUCUAUUUCAAAUAUUCUGGCAAGAAAAGAUGACAGGGGAAUGAUGAAGACUCCAGGGGCCUAACCAAGGAUCUUUUCUGAGCCUCCUGUCUCCCAUGCAUCAUCUCUGCAAUCAUGCGUAAUGAAGAAACAGUUGUGGCUGCAGUGAUUUUUAAAACCAGUUUUGGCUGCAAAGCCUUUAGUGGAUAAACUAUGAAGCAAAUACUUCAGCUGAGAGUUGUCCUGUUACCUCACUCUUGUUUUGUACCUGUUUUCUCCAUCAAACUGUCAUUUCAAUCUGAUGUAAUACUUAAUUUGGUCUAACUGGCUUGUUUCACAGUAUAGUAAUUAAAAUCUAAUAAAGGCUUGUAAUAUAUUGUUUUAAAAA
This is a messenger RNA of Sphaerodactylus townsendi, 2269 nucleotides long. RefSeq names its product transmembrane protein 50B (gene TMEM50B). The transcript is spliced from 7 exons. NCBI's taxonomy places the organism in Eukaryota, Metazoa, Chordata, Lepidosauria, Squamata, Sphaerodactylidae. The record is from RefSeq and is a predicted model, not a curated record. Gene Ontology annotation, biological process: late endosome to vacuole transport via multivesicular body sorting pathway; protein targeting to vacuole. The coding region runs from base 207 to 683 and encodes 158 amino acids.